Messenger RNA from Colossoma macropomum (tambaqui), 1985 nucleotides. RefSeq names its product CDGSH iron sulfur domain 2 (gene cisd2). The transcript has 3 exons. Gene Ontology annotation, biological process: autophagy of mitochondrion; regulation of autophagy. The record is from RefSeq and is a predicted model, not a curated record. NCBI's taxonomy places the organism in Eukaryota, Metazoa, Chordata, Actinopteri, Characiformes, Serrasalmidae. Gene Ontology annotation, molecular function: 2 iron, 2 sulfur cluster binding. Gene Ontology annotation, cellular component: mitochondrial outer membrane; intracellular membrane-bounded organelle. The coding region runs from base 122 to 529 and encodes 135 amino acids.
GUAGACCUCCAAAAGCAACUACGUAAAAACCUGCACUCCUCCACUCGCGCCGUGACGUAGGACGGCAUAAGGAAACAUCUUGCCUAGUGCGAAUGAAAAAGUGCCCGCAAAGUCAUUCAAGAUGGUGCUGGAAACUAUUUCGAGAAUUAUCAAAGUGCAACUGCCAGCCUACCUCAAGAAGCUGCCGCUGCCAGAAACGAUCGGAGGAUUUGCGAGACUCACAGUUUCAGAGUGGCUCCGUCUCCUGCCUUUGUUGGGAAUUUUGGCCCUGCUGGGCUACCUGACCAUCCGACCCUUCCUGCCCAAGAAGAAGAAGCAGAGAGACUGCCUCAUCAACCUAAAGAUCCAAAAAGAAAACCCCAAAGUGGUCAACGAGAUCGACAUAGAAGACCUACGAAGCACAAACGUUUGCUACUGCAGGUGUUGGCGUUCGAAAACGUUUCCUGUUUGUGAUAAAUCACACAUAAAGCACAACGAAUUGACCGGGGACAACGUGGGGCCACUCAUACUGAAGAAGAAGAUUCUAUAAUCCACAUUUUUCAUCAGCCAGGGAGGAGAGCAGAACAGGUGCUCUCGCUUCCUUUCAGAAAAAAAAAAGCCUCUGGUUUCAUUUUCUCACCAUUAAAAAUGUAUGGUUUGUCCAUUUCUCUUCAAUGAACCUGCUGUGUUUAGCCUAAUGUGUCCUACUAUUGAUUGUCGCCACAUCGCUGUACAUUCAUUUGCUGUGAAGAGUGGGCCUGAUCUUAUAGAUGAUCCAAGAGAUGUUAUUUUGGCUUCGUAGGUUUGCCUUGUACUGAUCCGUUCACUUUUUUUAUACUCUAAAGUGGUUUUUGCAGUGUGCCUUAAGAGUGCAAUUUGACUGGACCACAAACUACAAUAACAAACUAAAGACAGUGCCAUGAAUCUUCUGAGUUAAACUUCUCAGCUAAAGAAAUACUCCAGCAUUUUGUAAAAGUAAUGUAUCUAACGCAUCUGUAGCGCACCCUUGAUUACCACAGAUGAUAAAUUUGAGGCAUUUUCCUGUACUCAGAACUGAAAAGAACAGAAAACUCAAUGACUUGAAACUCACUUACAAUAGAAGUCAGUUGCUGAAUUCCAUAAGCAAACGUUUAUGUGGAAGACUUUCAUUAAUCCUUCAAUGCAAAGUAUUUGAAGUUGUAAAUCUGUAUCCAUACUAAUGCUGUCCUGGGGACGAUACAAGUAGCAUGCGGGAUAAAGUUAAUGCCGUUUUGGAAUGCUUGAGGAUGAACGUUCGUUAACUUAAACGAACAUAUAGUGAAACUCAUGACUGUGCCAACUGUUCACACCUACACUAAAUAUCGCAACGUUUAAUCCAGAAACUGGUUUUAUGUAGCAUUUUUUCUUCACAUUUCUGCUGCUAAUUUCCAUUAGCCUGUCAAUGGGAAUUCCCAUGUAAUUUUAGCAUCAAGCUAACGAUUGUGUCUGUUCUAUCUCUUUUCAUUUUUGCAUGCCCUACCUUAAACAAGGGCACUUCAAACUUAUAACAGACAUUAUUGUUCUAUAGGCAGCCAUAAACGGUGAUAAAUCCAAAUAAUUCCGUGGCGGCAUAGUGGUGUGGGUGGAGUCUUACAGGCUCCACAUCAUGGUGCAUGGAUACCAGAAAAAAUAAUGUUGUGUUUACAUAUUGGUAUUGGAAAAAAAUGGCUUUCCGUGACACACAGCAGUACGCGACUGAUGGUGGCAUGCAGCCAUGGAAAUGUUGCCAUGGUGACAGCAAUACCUGCCAAAAAGGAUCAUUAUCAGAGGAGACUUUAGCAGUGUCGGCUUUUAUUUAAGGUGCAGAAAAGUCAGGAGUAUGCGGCGUAUGUUUUCAUUUUCAUUUCAAAGAUAUGUUCAGAAUAAAAUUCAGUUUCAUUUAUAUCUUUAUUAAUAUAUUUUAUAUAGUUUAUUUCACCGUCAACUGUGAAUUUUCCCAAAUGUUGUGAAAACUGAGUUGUUGUUGGAAUGUUCCAUUGCCCAGGUUA